Messenger RNA from Drosophila novamexicana, 966 nucleotides. It is a transcript of the gene GstS1, whose product is annotated as glutathione S-transferase S1. Lineage: Eukaryota; Metazoa; Arthropoda; Insecta; Diptera; Drosophilidae. Gene Ontology annotation, molecular function: glutathione transferase activity. The transcript is spliced from 5 exons. Gene Ontology annotation, biological process: glutathione metabolic process. Bases 189 to 938 code for a protein of 249 amino acids. The record is from RefSeq and is a predicted model, not a curated record.
GUCGGCGUUCAUUGCUGUUGCUUAGCUGCUGCGAUCGGUUCAGGUUCAACUGUUUCUCCUGUUUGCUGUGUGACCAGCCGUGCUAGAAAAGCCAAACUCCAAAACAAAGUUCUCAAUUGGAAAGCGCAGCUGGAGCUGAAUUUGUUUGGAAAAGUUCGUUGAGGGAAUUGCAUUGAGUAAGCGCAGAAAUGGCCGACGAAGCACAAGCACCACCAGCUGAGGGCGCACCACCAGCAGAGGGCGAGGCUGCACCACCAGCCGAUGGCGAGGCAGCACCAGCAGCCGAUGGCGAGGCCGCACCACCUGCCGAGCCCGCCGAGCCGAUCAAGCACAGCUACACCCUCUUCUAUUUCAACGUGAAGGCCCUCGCCGAGCCGUUGCGCUAUCUGUUCGCCUAUGGCGGCAUCGAGUACGAGGAUGUGCGCGUCACCCGCGACGAAUGGCCAGCCCUAAAGCCGACCAUGCCCAUGGGCCAGAUGCCGGUGCUGGAGGUGGAUGGCAAACGUGUGCAUCAGAGCAUCUCGAUGGCUCGUUUCCUGGCCAAGACAGUCGGCUUGUGCGGCGCCACGCCCUGGGAGGAUCUUCAGAUCGACAUUGUGGUUGAUACCAUCAAUGACUUCCGUCUAAAAAUUGCAGUCGUCUCGUACGAGCCCGAGGAUGAGAUCAAGGAGAAGAAGCUUGUCACCCUAAAUGCCGAGGUCAUUCCAUUCUAUCUGGAGAAACUGGAGCAGACCGUCAAGGACAACGACGGUCAUCUGGCUUUGAGCAAGCUCACCUGGGCCGAUGUUUACUUUGCCGGUAUCACCGACUACAUGAACUACAUGGUGAAGCGCGAUCUGCUGGAGCCAUAUCCUGCCCUGCGCGGCGUCGUCGAGGCCAUCAAUGCCCUGGAGCCCAUCAAGGCUUGGAUCGAGAAGCGUCCCGUUACCGAGGUCUAAAGUGAAGAGCUAACAAAUUAAAAAAAAA